GACGACGCCGCCGCCGCCGCUUGACUGGCAGCCGGGCGAGCGACGACCUGUUCUAGGUCGCUAAAUGCUGCUAUCAUCUGCAGUGCUGGCAAGCGCGGUCGACAGGAUAACAGUAUUGCCCCCGUAACGAGCCGCCAACUCCUCGACUGUCUCUUCGUGUAGAAUCGUGCAAAGUGUCUCCUGGACCCGAACAAAACACACCGGCAGACGCAUUCGUGUUUGACAGCUCCACAGAUGCCGUCAUGAGCUGCGUCCUGAACGUCAGGAUUCCGCACCGGCCGGAAUACGAAAAAUUGCAUCACAACUUCGAGCAAGAGAGCAAUAUCAAAAAGCAGUCGGGCGUCGUGUGCCAGGCCGUCGGACUCGAGCCCGAUGAGUACCGUUUCGCCUACGAGAAGGACGGCAAGAUAUUUUACUAUACCGAAGACAAUAAAGACCAACUUCGAGACGGAGACACCGUUCUGCUGAUGCGCUCUCCGACGCUCAUCGCUCAAACUGCGAAGAACGAUCUCGAUUCGUACGGAAAGAAUAAGGCUCUGGACGACCUCGACAACUUCGUUCAUUGCCCUAAGUUCAUUGAGCGAUUUAUAGCCGUUGAAGGUAUGCAGUCCCUGACGAAAGCAGUUGCUGGCGGUCAUUUCAACGGGCCCGCCAUGAACAAAGCCUUGAAACUCAUACGCGUUCUGCUGGUGAAGGGAGUGGACAAAGAUCAUUUCUACACAGACGAGUUCCUGAAGAGACUCUGCGCGGAGCUCACACCCUGUCCCGAACACAUCGCCAACAUCGAGAUCACUCUCGCGGUUCUUUCGUUGCUGGCGCGCAUCAAGCCCGACGAAAUUUUCCUCUACAUGCCUCUCAACUGCAUCGCCGAAAAUCUCUCGCACGGUCUGGCCGAGGUGCCGAAAAACACUCUGAUGCUGCUGAAUGCCCUCCUGAGCCAUUUGAACGAGAUCGAUCAGCAGGAGCUGGUCUCAAGCAUUUUGGAGAUUUCCGAUGAGUUUUCGGAGAAGUUGUUGGCUCGCUACGCCGAAGGCCGUCAACGUCGGGACGCCUGCUUGCAUCGACAACUGCGCCUUUUCCAAACAAGACUUCUCCGGGGUCGAUAUCUGCCAAUGUACCAACAGGGUCGAGACGACGCUCACGUACGGGAAUUCCGCGCGUUCCUCGAGCAGAUUCUCAACACCCAUCUGGGCCGGCCCGACCCCAACAGCAAGCGCUAUAUCGACGCGGUCAAGAGAAUCGGCGGCACCGCCGAGGAAUAUGAAGACGUACUCAGACCGGGCGAGAAAUUUUUCAUUACAUUCCGGCAAAUAGACGGCCUCACCCUCCAUUGUGUUAAGCACUUCGAGACACACCAUUCCACGGUUCUAUACCCGUGGAUGAAAGAGAUUAACAUUGUUCCAUCGGAAUAUAUUUGUCCGUUGCUGCAAAGCUCCAUCCUACUCACUGAUCUCAUGGUGGACAUUCUUCACAUAACGUCGGACCCUCCGGACGAGGAGGCGGUAGCGUUGCGGAUGUUUUUGACAAAUAUGAGACUUUUCCUCGAGGAAUUCUUCUCGAUCGGUCUGAAACUUGUCCUCAAAACGUGGCGCGAGAUGCGAGCGCGAUCUGGAGACAUACAGAAGGUUUUCGCGAUCGUCCGCGAGCAACUGACGUUGGCAUUAGAAAACCAAAUGACAUGCUGGUCCUUCGAGCAACUGCAGGCGAUGCUUUACGCCACACCGUAUACACUCAUCUCUCAAAAACUCGAAGCUGAGCAAGCGAAACUUCGGGAAGACCCGAAACGAACAGACUUGCUGACAAGGCAGCUGAACGAGAAAAUUUGGAAGCUGGUGAAAGAAUCAAAAAUUACGAAGUUGAUCGAAGGCCUCGAGUUCUCGCGAAUAAAUGACCGCGGGAGCCGUGUCAAGAACAAAACCGUGGUGGUACGACUCGCUCACGACAGACAUCAGAUACGGGUCAUAAUUGAUCAUCGAACGGUGGCCAUUCCGUUGGGUGAUGUUCUCAGAAUUGAAACCAUGAAGCAGUGUCAACACUAUCGCAAAGACGAUUACGCUCUCACGAUCCUAUCGAAAGACUCGGCUCAAGUACAGGUCGCUACGACGAACAGGGAAACCUUUGAGGAUAUCUGGGACGCCCUCCACGCCCUCACAGGUCUCCGACUCGAGAGUGAUUCGGCUCAAAGCGAUUUCCGUCUUUUGAUGGAACUUGAAUUGAAGCUGGCCUCGCUCGAAUUGGAGGGGAUCGAGUUGCCGGAAACUCCACCUGCCGUUCCGAACGACCCGGAUGACCUCGAUUUCCGAGCUCUUUGGAAUGGCUGACUCGGAUGCGUUGA
This is a messenger RNA of Galendromus occidentalis (western predatory mite), 2335 nucleotides long. RefSeq names its product engulfment and cell motility protein 1. Gene Ontology annotation, biological process: regulation of DNA-templated transcription. NCBI's taxonomy places the organism in Eukaryota, Metazoa, Arthropoda, Arachnida, Mesostigmata, Phytoseiidae. The transcript has 3 exons. Gene Ontology annotation, molecular function: DNA-binding transcription factor activity; DNA binding. The coding region runs from base 243 to 2321 and encodes 692 amino acids. The record is from RefSeq and is a predicted model, not a curated record.